Messenger RNA from Grosmannia clavigera kw1407, 1836 nucleotides. Its product is annotated as rhamnogalacturonate lyase. Gene Ontology annotation, biological process: carbohydrate metabolic process. Gene Ontology annotation, molecular function: catalytic activity; carbohydrate binding. The transcript has 6 exons. The record is from RefSeq and is a predicted model, not a curated record. Bases 1 to 1836 code for a protein of 611 amino acids. Lineage: Eukaryota; Fungi; Ascomycota; Sordariomycetes; Ophiostomatales; Ophiostomataceae.
AUGCUGGCAAGGAACCUCUGGACACUGCUCCUCUGUCCUGGACUGGCUGCUGCCGCCGGUCCAUUUCUUAAACAGAUAAACGAGUCUGCCUGGGUAUUUGGAAAUGAUCUAUGGAACUUGACACAGGGCCCGGUCUUCGCAAACAAGCUGUUUUACAAGUCAGAAGACCUCGUAAAAUCGUACCUUGGACACUACAGCGGAUGGGGCAAGUCAAACUCCGAGGACGUAUUAUGGCUCGUGCACAAUGGCGGAGUGAACAACUUGCGCUGGCUAAAUGCCUCGAUCGUGGCACGCGGUUCUGACUGGGCCGAUAUCAGCUUCACGUCUGAGCAAGGCGAUCUUCAUUGGGUCGUCUUUGAAGACUUGGCGGGUGCUUACCAGUACUUCACCAACCGUGCCCUAGAAGCUGUACAGAUCUGGAGAACAGUCUGGCAGCUCGACCCGACCAUUUUUCUUAACGGCCGAACAAACAUCAAAGACCAAGCGCUGCCGGAUUUUUCCCUUUAUACCAACGCGACAAAAGUCCAGGAUGAGACUUUCUUGCUCGCUGACGGCACCUACCUCACAAAAUAUGACUUUGCUGACUUCGUCCGCGACCGUGACUUCCACGGAGUCUAUGGGCCUGAUUUUGGAUCUUGGUACAUUCACCCCUCAUAUGAAUCGUGGUCAUCCAACCAGCUGAGCCAGGGCCUAACGGUCCACCGUGAAUCAUCUGUGGGUUCUGCUGUACAGCUGAAUGUUAUCCAAGACACCUCCCAUUUUCGAGUGACCACGCUUCAACAGCCAGCAUCUGGCAAGAUAUUUGGUCCCUGGCUUUGGUACUUGAAUAACGGAUCGGUCAAAGAUGCCAAAAAGCGGCAAGAGCAAGAGGGUUUCCGCUUUCCCUAUAGCUGGUUUAACAACUCCGCCUAUCAGUCAAGAGGAGAGGUGGCUGGCUCGCUGCGACUCUCUGAUGGACGGCCCGCCUCUGGUGCUUCCGUGUUUCUCGGUGAUACAAACACAACGACACAGCCGAUUGUUCAGGGCAUCAACUACUAUUACACAACCACCACGGAUGAAUCCGGCUACUUCCGGAUCCCUAACGUCCGCACCGGCAGGUAUGAACUUUAUGCGUGGUCCAACGGCGGCGUCCUCUACAACGUCUACACCAACGUGACGUGCACCGACGUCACUGUUGCCAAGGACAAACUGGCGGAGCUUGGAAACAUUACGUGGGAUGUCCCGAAGGGCCGAUCGACUCUCUUCCAAAUUGGCGACUUUGACCGGAAGGCAUACGGGUUCAGGAACGGUGGUCUGCCGUAUCAACACGGCCUCUCGGACAAGAGCCCUGCAAAUCUAACCUACACUGUCGGCAGGUCCAACGUGUCGGACUGGUACUAUGCCCAAUCUGCAAAUGGUACCUGGACCAUCGAGUUCGACGGUGGUGGCGUCAGCGAGGGCAAUGCAAUCCUCAGUGUAUCCCUCGCAGGGCACUCUAAAGGUCCAUCGCUAGUCAUUGAUAUCAACGGACAGCGGCUCGAUACACUGACACCGAAGAAGUUGGCAAACGACGCGGCGUUGUACCGCUCGGGAAGAGUUUCCGGCGAGUGGCGAUUCCUUCAAUACAACAUCACUAGUGAUCAGUUAUACUCCGGCAUCCACGAGCAAAGCUGCGGUGGUAUUCACCUGUACCUGUUGGCACCACACACGCCGCUCGUAUCAGCGACAGAGUGCAUGAUAGACGAAGACGAAGCAUUUCUAAAGAAGUUCAUCAUGGUUGAUUCAAACGGUCAAGACAUCUUCUACAUAGAAAAUAGCAAUAACAUGCGGUUCGUAGGGCCAGAACCCGCCUCGUGA